Prorocentrum cordatum is the source of this 3263-nucleotide messenger RNA. The record is from the annotation of a GenBank genome assembly. Lineage: Eukaryota; Dinophyceae; Prorocentrales; Prorocentraceae.
GCCUCCUGCCCGUGCUGGCGGAGAUGGCGGCGAUCGAUGUCGUCGACGUUCGGACCGACAUGAGGCUUCAGAGGUUCGACGGUACGGACGAGAGAUGGGCAGACUGGAGCCUCAGGUUCGAGGCCUACACCGCGCUGCUUGGCAUGGAGGACCUCAUGACGGAGGCGGCCAACAGGCGCGACCCACUGGCAACGGACCAGCUGGGGGACCAGGCGAGAGCGGUCAGCCAGAGGCUCUGGCACCUGCUGAUCACGUGGUGCGACGGCAAGUCGCUGGGUGUGGUCAAGCUCUCGAGGUGGACGGCCAUGCUGCGCUUCAUCCUGAACCCUCAGGACAAGUGGGCGAAGGAUCGGGAGUCGGGCAUCGACUUCUUUCAGUCUCUCACGGCGUGGGAGGCCAUCGUCGCAGAGUACGUGGACCAGAGCGGCGAGGCGGUCUCGGACAACGUUCGAGUCAGCGUGCUGCUAGAGCACGCGCCAGAGCCGUACCGUGAGGUCCUUCGGCAGGCGCCUGAGGAGGUGAAGCUCACGUUCGCAGCGGCUCGGAGUCACAUCAGGGGCUACUACAAUCAAGGGCGGACGUUCACCCACGUCCCAGACACUGGCGGGGUCGUGCCGAUGCAGGUGGAUGCAGUUCGAGUUGGACCGCAUGGCGGCAAGUCGCACGGGAAGUCGGGCAAGACAGGCAAGAUGGACAAGUCAGGGAAGGCUGGCAAGAAUGUGAAGGGCUGCAAGGACUCGAAGACGAAGUCCAAGAACCGCGACGGCAAGCAGGGCCAUGGCAAGGGCCAGUCCGACUACUUCGACGGCGAGUGUGGCUACUGCGGCAAGUGGGGCCACAAGCGGGCCGACUGCAGGAAGAAGAGGGCAGAUGAGGCCAAGAAGGAGACUGGCAACACGCGCGCGGUUCAGGGAGAUGGAUCGGCCUCGAGCUCGGGACAGCAGCAGUCCGAGGGCGGGGUCCGCGCCGCGUCGGGCUACUACGACGGCGUUCCCGACGGCUGGGUGUUUGCGGUCUCAGCGGCGACGAGCGGCCAGGUGGCGAAGGUUGGAGGCUCCAUCCUGAUCGACAGCGGCAGCGACGACCACCUGUGCAGGCACAAGUUCGUCCCAGAGGCCCCAGUCAACAGUGCGACGGAUGCCCCCAGGCUUUUCGACGUGCAGCAGCGACCGCUGCCCACAGCGGGCCUACGGGGUGUUGAGAUGACGAUGCAGGAGGGCAUCAAGGCGACGGCAGACUUCCUCGUUGCCGAUGUGAAUGACGACCUGCUGAGCAUGGGCAAGCUGCUCAGGCAGGGUUUCAGGUUCAACCUCAGUAUGGAGGACGGGCUCUACAUGACGAAGGGUCACCGCAGCGUGCAGCUCGAGUUGGAGCGGAACAGCCUUAGGCUCCCGAUCGUGUCCGCGAGCCCUGCGCCAGCGCCCCACCACUGCUGCGGCGCGGCGGACCAGCAGCAGGCAGCGACGGCACCAGUGCUCACAGCGGAGAGCUCGGUCGGCGCGAUGAGGACCAGGCUGAGGGAGCUGUUCAUGCCGAUCUACGGCACGAAGUUGGAGCUGUGGGGGCGGCUCAUUGUGGCAGAGGCGGCUGCCAGGCGCUCGGAGGCGGAGAGGCUGCACAAGCUGGCGGUGAAGGAGCAGCUCGGGAUUCAGCACGAUCCAGUCGAGCCGAAGCAGCUUCCAGUUCCGAAGGCCCCGAGCGCGGAGGAGGAGAGACAGCAUCGCCUCACGCAUCUCCCUGCUGCUCCGUGGUGCGAGGAGUGUGUCAGGGCCAAAGCUCCUGAUGCACCUCACUCGCUGGUCAGGCUCGAGGACUCAGAGCAGAAGCACCCACUCAUCAGCUACGACUUCGGCUUCUGCAAGACAGCCGACGAGGAAGGGGACCUGACCAAGGUAGAGGACACCUACGCGACGAUGCUGGUGGCGUUCAGCUCUGACACUGGAGUGGUGAAGGUUAUUCCGUGUGCGUCAAAGGCAGCUUCACCAUACGCCAUUGCAGGCAUCAAGUCCUUCGUGCAGAGGCUCGAGACGGGCAAGUGCAGGCUCAGGACGGACACGGAGCAGGCGACGAAGGCCAUCAUGGACGGCGUGGUCAGCGAGCUCGCGGGCAAGGUCACGGCAGAGCUGACCCCCAAGCACAGCAGCCAGUCGAACCCAGCGGAGGCAGCGGUGAAGAUAGUCGAGGGCCAGACGAGGGUUCUUAGGCUGGACCUCGAGAAGCGCUACGACACGAAGGUGACGGCGGCCAUGCCAAUCUGGGCGUGGAUGAUGCGUCACGCUGGGUGGCUUCACGAGAGGUUCUCGAGGAGAGCUGGAGGUCAGAGCCCGCACGAGAUCGCGACAGGCACGCCGUACAAGGGCGACAUCUGCAACUUCGGCGAGACGGUGCUGUAUCGGAUUGCGCGUCCUGCGCAUCGAGGUCUCACUGGAGGUCGGCGUCUGCAUCGAGGCGAGGCUCAGUGGGGCAAAGGGAUCUGGGUCGGCAGGUCGGACGAGUCGCAGGAGCACCUGGUGAUGACGCCUCGGGGGCUUGACCGCGCACGGACGGUGCGACGGCUCCCUGAGGGAAGGCAGGCUGACAAGGAGCUCCUCAUGACGGUGACGGGGCUGCCUUGGGCUGCGAGGACGGCCCCCGAGAGGUCGAAACGCAGGCGGGCGCCUCAGCAGAUCGCGACGGAGCUACCGAGGGCAGAAGGACCUCUUCAGCCUGACGCUCCCCAGCCGCAGCAGGCAGGACAGCCAGAGGGCGGAGCAGCGCCUGCUCAGCCUCAGGCACCGCAGCAACCACCCCCGCCGGCAGCGGCAGCGGCUCAGCAGCCGCAGCCCCCAGCACCAGAGCCGCCGGCGCCCAGGGAUGUGGCGAUGGGGGCGGCGCCCUCGCAGGCAGCGAGACGUGGGGUCUCGCCAGCAGCAGAGGUCUCCGAAGGCAAGCGAGCACGAGUUGCAGCGGUUCACGCGCUGGAGGUUGGCAACGUGGAUGACUCGCCUGACGCGUUCUGGGAGGAGGUCUCGGAUGAGGUGGAGGACCCGACGGAUGGCAUGUUUGACGUGGACAUGCAGGAUGAGCUGGACAAGAAGCUCACCAUGGAGCACCUGCAGAGCCUCCUGGACCAUGGAGGCUUCCGCGACGAGCUGAAGCAGCAUGUGACCUUCAGCGGCGGGGAGAUCCACGAGUACGGCAUCACCUACGAGCACCUGAAGAGGCUGAGGACGAGGUACGAGCACGGCACAGAGCUGCAGGCCAACCCGAAGUACCUCGACUAG